CCUGAAGGAGCAGCUAGCCAGGAGGGGAAAGGCGCAAUAAUAAAAGGGAAUGCAGCUUGACAAAACAGCACUGUGAGGGCGUCACGUAGCAGCCUACGGUAGCCUAAAAUCGUUAAGCAAAACCUCCGGAAUUUUAUACAGAAGACAAUAAUACUCGUUAAUCUAUAGCGAUGGCUUGAUUUGAUCGGUGGGUUUUCGGUAAAGGCACGGCCAGGGCUCGUGCCUUCGAGAUGCACGGUGGCUCCUGCUGCCGCCAAUCGCUGCAACACGCCACGGAAACCGCAACCGGCCCGGUUCUAUCAUGGCUUUCAAACGGAGAGCGAGGAGGAUGCGGCUAGGGCUGGGGCGCUAUCGGGUGGGGCCCAUGUGGCUCUGGAAGGCCCUGCUGGUGUUCGUGGCCAUCGCCUUCGCAGGACAGUUACUGGGGGUCAUCUUCAACAAAAGCCUCCAGCAGGACAGGUCGCGGUCGCUGUUCUCAUCCGACGGCCAGGGCCCGCCUCUGGGCUCCUGUCGGCCCCACAGCCACGUCAUGUUCCUGAAGACCCACAAGACAGCCAGCAGCACUGUUCUCAACAUGCUUUACCGAUACGGAGAGGAGAGGGAUCUGUUCUUCGCCCUGCCUCUGGGGUACCAGUUUGGCUACCCCCUCCCCUUCAACGCACACAGGGUCAAAGGUUAUAGAGGGCCCCACGUGGCCGAGUUCAGCAUUAUGGGAAACCACAUGCGCUUCAACAAACCAGAGGUAGAGAAGGUGAUGCCAGUGGACACCUUUUACUUCUCUAUCAUGCGUGACCCCGUAGCGCUGGCCGAGUCGUCCUAUGCCUAUUACAAAGCUGUCGCCCCCGCCUUCAAGAAGGCCAAAGGCCUGGGAGACUUCGCCGACAACCCCAGGAAGUACUACGACCCCCGUCUCCGUAACAACCACUACGCCCGCAACCUGCUCUGGUUCGACUUCGGCCUGGACCACAACGCCAACUUCUCGACCGCACUGGCCCGAAGAGGCGAGGCGGCCGUCCGACGCGCCUUCAAACUCAUCCUGGUCUCUGAGCACUUUGACCAAUCCAUGGUCCUGCUGCGCCACGCCCUCUGCUGGCCGCUGGACGCCAUCGUCUCCUUCAGUCUCAACGCCCGCCAGCAGAAGCCCAGCGGAGGCAGCUCCUGGGUGGGUAAAGUGGCUGCUGCGCAGCCCCCCACCCUGGCUCUAACAGACGGCCAACGUCUAAAGCUCCGCGAGUGGAACGCCCUGGACUGGCACCUCUACCAGGCCUUCAACCGCUCCUUCUGGAACGAGGUGGAUCGCUUCGGGAGAAUUAGGAUGGACCAGGAGGUCGCUCUUCUCCGUACCCGCCGGGAUGUGCUGGCCCGGGCCUGCCUGAGGGACGGCGGGAGACCUGUGGAGGCCAGCCGCAUCCGCGACAAGACCAUCAGGCCCUUCCAGAGCGGCUUGGUGAAGAUCCUGGGAUAUGAGCUCCAGCCUGGGCUGGACAACGCUACUCAUCAGUCCUGUCUGAGGAUGAUCAGGCCAGAGAUCCAGUAUAAGGACCUGCUGGACGCCAGGCAGUUCCCCAGGGCUGCUCCCCAGGCUGCCCAAGCCCAGGCCCCGGCUAUCCCUGCUGGGGGAGCCUACUUGAGGAAAGACCCUUCUUCCCAACUCAGGACAGGAGAGCUGGGGGUGGGGGAAGGAGGAGGGGGGACGGGGGAGGACAGGAGUCGGUUAUCUCGUAGUAAUAAUAAUAAUAGUAACCAGACAUUGCUACGAGGAGGAGGAGGAGGGAAAGGGAAGAUAAAAUAGUUUUCCAUCCAGAAUUCACUGCCUUGAGAGAAUGGAUAAGACAGAACGCUGACUGAGCCUGUGUACUCUUACUCAUGCACUCAUGAGUAUUACUAAAGUACUCAAGAGACUUGUUGGAAAUGAAUACCCAUUCUCCUCCCAACCCACCUCUACUGUACAUUCUCUUCUGGAUGAACUUUGGACUGGUUAUGACUCUAUUUCGUGUUCAUGCGGACUUUAUGAUUGCUGUGGAUGUGUUUUAAUGGGACUUGAAACGGAAUUGCAUUGCAUUCAGUUGGCCAGAUGUCGUUCAAAAAUUCUGCUUCUCUGAUCGAGAAAGAAAGUUAGAUUUGGUGGUCCAACUGCUACGUUCAACAUACAGUGAGGGGGAAAAGUAUUUGAUCCCCUGCUGAUUUUGUACGUUUGCCCACUGACAAAAGAAAUUAUCUGUCUAUAAUUUUAAUGGUAGAUUUAUUUGAACAGUGAAAGA
Messenger RNA from Oncorhynchus masou masou (cherry salmon), 2261 nucleotides. It is a transcript of the gene gal3st4, whose product is annotated as galactose-3-O-sulfotransferase 4. The transcript is spliced from 7 exons. The record is from RefSeq and is a predicted model, not a curated record. Gene Ontology annotation, biological process: glycolipid biosynthetic process. Lineage: Eukaryota; Metazoa; Chordata; Actinopteri; Salmoniformes; Salmonidae. Bases 302 to 1792 code for a protein of 496 amino acids. Gene Ontology annotation, cellular component: membrane. Gene Ontology annotation, molecular function: galactosylceramide sulfotransferase activity.